This is a messenger RNA of Australozyma saopauloensis, 1188 nucleotides long. Its product is annotated as glucose-induced degradation complex subunit. Bases 1 to 1188 code for a protein of 395 amino acids. The transcript has a single exon. Gene Ontology annotation, cellular component: GID complex. Gene Ontology annotation, biological process: proteasome-mediated ubiquitin-dependent protein catabolic process; negative regulation of gluconeogenesis; protein catabolic process in the vacuole. NCBI's taxonomy places the organism in Eukaryota, Fungi, Ascomycota, Pichiomycetes, Serinales, Metschnikowiaceae. The record is from RefSeq and is a predicted model, not a curated record.
AUGGCCCAUUAUCCGCAUCGGUGCAUACGCAGCCCCGAUAUCUCCGCCCACAGGAUAAGGCUGCAGAUACUGAUAACUGACAGCCACAUUCAAGAUUGCAGCAACCAGUCCACUUUUCUCCUUGAAAGAAAAGUAAAGAAAGUCUUUUCAAAUCUACAAAUUUAUCUGCACGGCCGCAUAUCUAAAUACGUGCACCUGUCUUCUCUCAACUGCAAAACCCGUCGUUUCUUACUGCUUCCUGGUGAAAAAAACAUGCCUGUCACUCAACUCACACAGAACUUGAAGCAGCCCGAAAACGGCCGCUCCGCGGAGCCGCACAUCCCGUUCAAGAUCCACAACAGAAAAUUCCGCGUCGCUCUACCCUCGGUCGAAGAUGCAGACGGAGAUGACUACGAGACACAGUCUCCCAAAACGCAGCUGCGUCGCCGAAGACUGAGCUGCAGCGGCCAGACGCUGUACACGCACCUCGACGCAUAUAGCCGUUUUUUUGCGCGGGGUUUGGACGUCAAGGAGCACUUUGGUGGCCUUUCCAAUACGUAUUUGAGGUCGAAUGCGCAGUUCCAAGGCGAACAGCAGAGUGGAUGCGCGCGGUACGACAUCCGGGUGGUUUUCAAGUCGGUCGACUUGAUGUCUUCGGUGGUGACGGGCUUUUUCUACAUCAGCGGACUCACAGAUGAGCACCCACUCAUCACCACAUGCUUCAAGGGCGAGAUCAUCAAUAAUCCGUUGAGUCGACACGCCAUGUAUGCCAACCGCGUGAAGAAGUAUUCGUUCAUCACCGAGGAAAAAAACUGGUCGUCGUUCCCGAAAAACGACCUCGACCAUUGGAAAAAGCUUACUGGCCUGCCCAGCAACUAUACCGAGGAAGACCUCCGGCGCAAGUUGCAGAAGAUCCAGUCCGGCAACGACGAUCCACUGCUCAUCUACAUGCGCUGGAAAGAGGAGUUCUUGCUCCCCGACUCCCGUGUGAAGCUGCUCACUGGCGCCUCUUUUGAGGGCUUCUACUAUAUUGUCUUGAAUAUCGGCCUGGGAGGCGGUAGCGAUAUGGCUGUGCUGAAAUCUGAACAGAAGCUUGUUCCUGGUACCAUGAACGGGUUGUAUUUCUAUACGCAGAGCGAGAAGUUCCAGUCGUUGUCGUUGAAUUAUGUCGAGGAGAGGGGCGUUCCACCACCCUAUUCGUUUGCAUAG